AUGCUGGUAAAUAAUUAUAUUAUUUUUAGUUCUUGAGUUUAAAUGUUCAGUAUGUAUUUAGAGUAGCAAAAUUUAAAAGAAUUAUAUAAAAAAUAAUUAAAUAGACUCAUGAAGAAGAAUAUUAGAGAAUGAUAAGGAUGAAGAAAAGUAAUAACAUGAGUUUGAGGAAGGAAAUUAAAUAGGGUAUUAUUAUGAAUUGGAAUAUGAUAAUGAUACAAACAGAAAGAUUUGAUGAAAUAAAACAAAUUAUGAGUAUAAGAACUUUGUUUAGGAAGACAAAAAUGAAGGAUAUAUAAGAGUAAGUAUGGACCAAAAAACUCAUGAGAAAAUUCAAGAAUUAUCAUAAAACUAAAGAGUUCAUUAGGAGGAGAAUAAACUAAACCAAAAUUUUGAACACCAAAUGGAACACUUAACCAAAGGAGAACAAAUUUUAAUUUUUUAGAUUCAAAGUAAAUCAAGAUCUAAUUGUAGGUAAAUAAUAAAUUUACUAAAUUUAAUGA
Messenger RNA from Paramecium sonneborni, 500 nucleotides. The record is from the annotation of a GenBank genome assembly. NCBI's taxonomy places the organism in Eukaryota, Ciliophora, Oligohymenophorea, Peniculida, Parameciidae.